AUGGUCUCCACGAAUAUUGCUGCUACUACUCUUGGCUUAUUUAAAAAUUUUAGUACUCUUAAUAAAUCUUAUGCUAACAAAUACCACGCUGAAGCUAGUAACGAAAUUAUAGCAAAUAGCCUCUCGGAUAAUAAAGUACAGGAUAAUUAUAAAGCACAGGAUUUGAUCCAUAAUAAUUUUCAGCCGCAAUUAAUAAGAACCAAACCUCAUGCUAAAGUAGAGAUGAUAGAGAAGAAUAUUGCCAGUGCUGAUAAUGUAAUAAGUAAAGAUACCAGUAGUCAAGGGGAAUUUAGUAGCACUAAUUCUUUACUGAGCCUAUAUCCCCUUGGAGCGGCAAGAGCGCAACUUCACGCUACUUAUAUCAUCUCACAAACUGAUGACAGUAUUAUUAUUAUAGAUCAGCAUGCUGCUCAUGAACGUUUAGGGUAUGAGAAAAUUAAACAAAUGAUUAGUAAUAACGGAUUAAUUAAACAGCGAUUAUUAAUUACAGAAAUAAUAGAAUUACCUGAUGAAAAUCGAGCAAAUUUGCUAUAUAACCAUAAAGAGGAUUUAUCUAAAUUAGGUUUAAGUAUAGAAAAAUUUAGUGAUCGAUCAAUUAUAGUAUCAGAAGUUCCAAGCUUGCUAGAAGAUAUUAAUAUCGUGCAAUUAAUUCAAGAUUUAGGAGAUAAUUUAUCUGAACUUGGAGAAAAUAUUUCCUUGAUUCAAUUGAUUGAACAUGUUACAGAAACAUAUGCGUGUCAUUAUUCGAUCCGAGCUGGUAGAAAAUUAUCGGCGGACGAGAUGAAUGAAUUAUUACGACAAAUGGAAGAAACGCCCUUUUCCGGUCAGUGUAAUCAUGGAAGACCAACUUAUAUUGAACUUAAACUUAAAGAUAUAGAACGUUUAUUUGGUCGUACGUAA
Rotaria sp. Silwood2 is the source of this 900-nucleotide messenger RNA. Lineage: Eukaryota; Metazoa; Rotifera; Eurotatoria; Philodinida; Philodinidae. The record is from the annotation of a GenBank genome assembly.